CUGUACGUGAAGGCCAUCUUCACCGGCUAUAAGCGAUCGCUUCGUAACCAACGCGAGAACACAGCGCUUCUUCGGCUGGAAGGCGUGAACAGGAGAUCCGAAACGGACUUCUAUUUGGGUAAACGAGUCGCUUAUGUCUACAAAGGCAAGAGUAAGAGCCGAAUCCCGCGCCGGGAGGGAAAGACCAGCAAAUUGAGGGUAAUCUGGGGUAAAGUGACCCGAAGUCACGGCAAUUCGGGUGCCGUGAGGGCCAAGUUUGCGAGGAAUCUGCCGGCGCUGGCCAUCGGACGCCGGGUGCGAGUCAUGCUCUACCCGGCCAAGUUUGCGAGGAAUCUGCCGGCGCUGGCCAUCGGACGCCGGGUGCGAGUCAUGCUCUACCCGUCGAGAAUA
Messenger RNA from Oppiella nova, 390 nucleotides. NCBI's taxonomy places the organism in Eukaryota, Metazoa, Arthropoda, Arachnida, Sarcoptiformes, Oppiidae. The record is from the annotation of a GenBank genome assembly.